This is a messenger RNA of Prunus armeniaca (apricot), 432 nucleotides long. NCBI's taxonomy places the organism in Eukaryota, Viridiplantae, Streptophyta, Magnoliopsida, Rosales, Rosaceae. The record is from the annotation of a GenBank genome assembly.
AUGGGACCCCAAUAUCAAACCACUUUCAGCAUCACCAAGGAACCAAGCACAGGAAAUUGGUGGGUGCGUAUUGGCCAAAACGUUCCUGUGGGAUAUUUUCCUGGAGAGCUCUUCUAUUAUUUGACACGCGGUGCUGCAACAUUAGUUGAAUGGGGAGGAGAAGUGUUUAGCUCCAAGGUGAAGCAAAAUCAUCCACACACUGGAACGGGGAUGGGAAGUGGAGAUUUUGCAUCGGGCAAAUUGGGCAAUGCAUGCUAUGUGAAGCAAGUUAGGAUUAUAGAUUAUUCAAAGCAAUUGAAGUACCCAGAAUGGGUAGGCACUUAUUCAGAUGAAGAGUAUUGCUACUCUGCAUUGAACUAUGCUCUGUCACUUGCUCAAGAACCUGUGUUUUACUUUGGCGGACCGGGUCGAAAUCCUCCUUAUUGUCCCUAA